AUGAUUCUUUCAAUCUAUUUAGUUAUCUCAGGCACAUUAUGUUUCUUUCACUGGGCAAACUCUCAGUUGCAACCUCAACCCCUCCUUCUUAUCUCCCUAGAUGGGUUCAGGUGGGAUUUUGCCUCCAAGGCCCAUACACCGUACUUGGAUUUCCUUAAGAAGACUGGCGUAACUGUUCCCUAUGUACGAUCUGUCUUCCCGACUGUGACUUACCCAGCACAUUACAGCAUUGUGACCGGUCUCUACCCAGAAAGCCACGGAAUUGUAGGUAAUACCAUGUACGACCCAGAUCUUAAGGCACGUUUUGGAGGCGCCAAUACAGAUCCACGGUGGUGGGACGGUGCAGAACCAAUAUGGGUGACAAACCAGCGCUACAACGGUAGGAGUGCUGUACUGUACUGGCCCGGGUAUAAUGUGAAAAUCAAGGGGAUGUAUCCGUACUACCGGGAGACCUCCCCAUCGUCAAACAUCGACACAAGAAACAAAACAGGGAGGGUUGUGUCUUUCGAAAGACGUGUCGAGAAGAUGAUGAGUUGGUUGACCGGUCCAAAUCCACCUAAUUUUGUCGCCGUGUACUUUGAAGAGCCUGAUCAUAUUUGCCACUCUGUUGGAUGGGAUGGGAUACCAAAAACCAUUCAGCAAAUCGACAGAGUUAUUGGUUUGAUUGUAGAGGGAUUGAAAUAUCACGGGCUCCUAAACUCUGUGAACAUCAUUAUCACAGCGGAUCACGGCAUGGCAAACACUUCAUGGAACAAAGUUAUUGACCUUGAUAAACACGUGAACCCAAACACUUAUGAUUUCUGGGAUUCUUGGUUUAAUAUGCUGCUUGCACCGAAACUUGGAAAAGUUGAUUACGUUUACAAUCGUCUGAAAAAUGUUCCGCAUUUACAUGUUUACCACAAAUAUGACGUUCCGAAAGAUUUGCACUUUAGGAACAACCGGCGUAUUUCACCUCUUGUGCUCGUGCCAUCAGAAUGCUGGAGUCUGAGUUCAAAGAAAGGUCGUUAUUUAGGCCGCUCGAGUCGAUGGGCGAAGCUCUCUCACGGUUUCAGCUGCAAUUGCCAGACGAUGUCCACUGUGUUCAUCGCACACGGGCCCGCAUUUAAAGUCAACCAUAUGGGAAGACCGUUUGAAUUAGUCAAUCUGUACCCAAUGAUGUGUAAACUUCUAGGAAUCCAGCCUCUGCCAAAUAAUGGUACUUUGGCUGCCACUGCUGACCUACUCGCGCCACAGAAACCAUUUUAUUAUUUCAAAUAA
Molecule: messenger RNA, 1257 nt
Organism: Porites evermanni
Lineage: Eukaryota; Metazoa; Cnidaria; Anthozoa; Scleractinia; Poritidae
Source: the annotation of a GenBank genome assembly